This is a messenger RNA of Elephantulus edwardii (Cape elephant shrew), 2685 nucleotides long. It is a transcript of the gene ADAM12, whose product is annotated as ADAM metallopeptidase domain 12. NCBI's taxonomy places the organism in Eukaryota, Metazoa, Chordata, Mammalia, Macroscelidea, Macroscelididae. Gene Ontology annotation, biological process: proteolysis. The transcript has 23 exons. The record is from RefSeq and is a predicted model, not a curated record. Gene Ontology annotation, molecular function: metalloendopeptidase activity. The coding region runs from base 1 to 2685 and encodes 894 amino acids.
AUGCCGACAGGGUGGAGCCCCAGCCUGAAGAUGGGCCAGGAGGCCCUGCCCAUGGUGGUCUUUCUUAUUGUUGCUGUGAACGCCUGGGCAGGCGUAGGAAGUAAAUUAUCACCUUCCGAGCAGCUGACCCAGAGGAGGGACCAGGGAGAAGCCUACCACGUGGUCAGCGCUUCUUUUCUUGAUGGAAACUUCUGGAACCCCAUCGAGACCAUGGAUGCAAAGAAGCAUCCAGAUUUCUUGAAUGUCCGGAUCCAACUGGAAGACGAAGAACUGAUCAUAAAUCUGGAAAGAAAUGAAGGUCUCAUUGCCAGCGGCUUCACGGAAACCCAUUAUCAGCAGGAUGGCACUGAUGUCUCCCUCACCCGAAAUUACACGGGUCACUGUUACUACCAUGGACAUGUGCACGGCUAUCCGGGGUCAAUGGUCAGCCUCAGCACUUGCUCUGGUCUCAGGGGACUUCUUAUGUUUGAAAAUCAAACCUACGCCUUAGAACCCAUGGCGAAUGCAACCCAUAGAUACAUGCUCUUCCAAGCAGAGAGUCUGAAGGGCAUCCUGGGAUCCUGCGGGUCACACCAGAACACCUCGGGCCUCGUGGUGGACCAGGCUCUCCGGCCGCCCUCCAAGACACGGGUGAGAAGGCAUAAAAGAGAGACCCUCAAGACCACCAAGUACGUAGAACUGGUCAUUGUUGCAGACAACCGAGAGUUUCAGAGACAAGGAAAAGAUCUGGACAGAGUGAAACAGCGGUUAAUAGAGAUUGCUAAUCACGUUGACAAGUUUUACAGAGCCCUGAACAUCCGCAUCGUGCUGGUGGGCGUGGAGGUGUGGAACGACGUUGACAAGUGCUCCAUAAGUCAGGACCCGUUCACCAGCCUCCACGAGUUCCUGGACUGGAGGAAGAUGAGGCUUCUGCCUCGCAAAUCCCACGACAAUGCCCAGCUCAUCAGUGGGGUGUAUUUCCAGGGGACCACCAUCGGCAUGGCGCCCAUCAUGAGCAUGUGCACGGCGGAGCAGUCGGGAGGCGUCGUCAUGGACCAUUCGGACAGCCCCCUGGGUGCAGCUGUUACCCUGGCCCACGAGCUGGGCCACAACUUCGGGAUGAACCAUGACACGCUGGAGAGGGGCUGUGACUGCAGGAUGACUGCGGGCAGAGGCGGCUGCAUCAUGAACCCGUCCACCGGGUACCCUUUCCCCAUGGUGUUCAGCAGCUGCAGCCGGCGGGACCUGGAGAGCAGCCUGGACAAAGGGAUGGGAAUGUGUCUCUUCAACCUUCCAGAAGUCAAGCAGCCCUUUGGGGGGCAGAAGUGUGGCAACGGAUACGUGGAAGAAGGCGAGGAGUGUGACUGUGGGGAACUGGAGGAGUGUACGAAUCGCUGCUGCAAUGCCACCACCUGCACCCUGAGGCCAGAUGCUGUGUGCGCGCAUGGGCUGUGCUGUGAGGACUGCCAGCUGAAGCCCCCAGGAACGGCCUGCCGACCUUCCAGCAAUGCCUGUGACCUGCCUGAGUUCUGCACAGGGGCCAGUCCUCACUGCCCAGCCAACGUCUACCUGCACGAUGGCCAUCAGUGCCAGGGGCUGGAUGGCUAUUGCUACAGCGGCGUCUGCCAGACCCACGAGCAGCAGUGUGUCACGCUGUGGGGGCCAGGUGCGAAACCCGCCCCAGGGAUCUGCUUUGAGAGAGUCAACUCCGCAGGUGACCCCUAUGGCAACUGUGGCAAAGAUCCCAAGGGCUCCUUCACCAAGUGCGAGAUGAGAGAUGCCAAGUGUGGAAAAAUCCAGUGCCAAGGAGGUGCCAGCCGGCCGGUCAUUGGUACCAACGCCGUUUCCAUAGAAACCAACAUCCCACUGCAGGAAGGAGGCCGGAUCCUGUGCCGAGGGACCCAUGUGUACUUAGGAGACGACAUGCCAGACCCGGGGCUUGUGCUCACAGGCACGAAAUGUGCAGAUGGAAAAAUCUGCCUCAACCGUCGUUGCCAGAACAUCAGCGUCUUCGGUGUCCACGAAUGCACAGCCCAGUGCCACGGAAGAGGGGUGUGCAACAACAAGAAGCACUGCCACUGUGCGGCCCACUGGGCGCCUCCCUUCUGUGACAAGGUCGGCUUUGGUGGGAGCACGGACAGCGGCCCCAUCCGACAAGCAGGUAGCCAGAGUCUGACGCUGGGCCUCCUGGUGGCCACACUGUGCCUCCUCGCUGUGGGGUCCAUGGUGUAUCUCAAGAGGAAGACCCUGACUCUGCUGCUGUUUACGCAUAAGAAAACCACCAUGGAGAAACUAAGGUGCAUGCAUGCUGCCCGGCCAGCCUGUGGCCCCCAGCCUGUGCGGUCUCCCCUCUGCCCAGUCAGCCCGGCAAGGACACCCCCACCGCCCAGCACUGCCAAGGACCAUCUCAGAAGACAGCCACCGUGUCACAACAUUGGCAUCAGCAGACCCCUCAGAGCCGUCGCUGUCCCUCAGCCCACCUCACCUCAGCGAGUGCUCCCGCCCCUCCACCGGGCCCCCAGCGUGCCCGCCAGGCCCCUGCCCACCACCCCGGUGCUCAGGCAGACGCAGGGAACUCGGAAGCCACACCCCCCGCAGAAGCCUCUGCCAGCUGACCCCUUGAGCAAGAUGACUCGACUCCCCACUGCCUCUGGGAGGACCCCAGGACUGCCGGAGUCUGGCCUUCCCCUGGCUCCUCUCAGGUGA